AAGGAAGCAGGGUGGAGAAGGGUUUAGGGCCGAAACGUCAGCCUUCCUGCUCCUUUGAUGCUGCUUGGCCUGUUGUGUUCACCCAGCCCUGCACCUUGUUAUCUCGGCUGCUGUUGUGUGUCGGUUUGCUUCGUGUAGGCCUGAGGGUUGCCAUGGCAGCCAGGACAUUGCUGGACUUAGGCCAGCUCAGCUCAGGGUGGAAUUCCUAACUGUUAUAUCUCCCCACUCUCGCUCUCCACUUGCAAAAUAAACUGAAUCUGGCUAUUAAAACAGUCUGCACUGAAAGGUUCCUGUGACUCAGGCUACAGCCAUUCCCUAUCGUGUUAACUUCACUUGGUCAUUUGAAUGAAGAAGUUAAGCCCUUCACAGGACUAUUCGUUCAUCCUCAGGACCUCCCUAAGGGACCAGAAAUCCUGUGUUUGGAAGCCUGUAGUUUUCACCAAGACUAUUGGAGUUUCAGAAGUAGUGUAAAGAGCUAGGUUUACGAGUCAGGCAGAGGAAAAUUUUGUUCCUUUCAGCAUAACUUUAUACACAAAGGCAAUGUUAUUUUGAACUGUGGAAUUCUGAUAUAAAAUCAGAAAUAUGCAGAAAAGUCCUGAUAGGGUGUCUUUGCUCAAAAUAUUAGUCUGUUGACUGUUUACACAUGCAGACGGAGCUGCUGUCAGGCUCCUGGCAAAGGUUACUGUAGUUUCCAGUAGCUUUUGCGAGCGAUUACUGUGAGACAAGUUUUCUCCUCUUGAUUUUGGAGGUUGAGGAUGGAGAUAAGGAAAGAAAUGUUAACCUUCUUUCAGGGAAUAAAUUCCAAUUGUUUCCCAGUCACAAGCGAUAUGGUAAAUUAUUUUUUCAGUAGGUAUUGACAUCUGUCAUGGAAACUGAUUGAAAGGUACAAACGCCAUAAUCAACCAAAAAUUUCAGAAUCCAUUUUAAAGUCGUGUUACUAUUAUUUUUCAUGUUAUUUUAUGUUAUUUUUCUGCCGUUAUAGUUGUGGAACAAAAUGGGGAAAGGGCUGUUUUAAAAACCAAGGAUAGUGAAAUGGAUUGCUGCACUCUUUGAAAGCAAGACAUUUGACAUGCAUUCUAAAUGUUCUUUAUUCAAGAAGAGAGGGAGGUUACUACAGAUGAGUUGGAGCCAGGGGUCUCUGUAUGAAGGGAGGUUUUGCCAGCAAUAAUUACUUGAUUGGUCUGAGAACUGGUGACCCAUUGGUACAUGCCAACAACAAUGUUCUUGGCUUGCAGGAACAACUUGUAGAUUUUGGUCAGAACCUCACAGACCUUUGAAAAGGAAGGAACUGUCCUUUGGUUUGCAUGAAAAAAGCUCUUCAGCCUGAAAUGUUAGCUUGUUUCUCCUUAUCAGUUGUUGUAGGCAAUGGCUUUUAGUAAGAAAUUUAAUAAUUGUGCAUAAUUGCUCUGAGCUUCCUGCAAGCGCAAGUACCUGGAGAAGGAAGAUGGAGGUGCAGCAAAUCCUGACAAGCUAAAAGGAUCAUCCCAGCAAAUCCUGUGGGUUUCUUUGAGGAUCGUUCUGAGGAAGUAUCACCAGCCCCGAAUCGUUAACUCUUAACGUGCUGCCAGAUCUGCAGAGCUUUUCCAGUAAUUUUGCUUAUGUUCCUGAUUUACAGCAUCUGCUGUUCUUCUGGUUUUUCUUUGAGGAUUGUAUCGGCUGUAAAGUACUCAGCAAUGGCGAAGAAUGCUUGCACUGUAACCACUGACAGGCAUCCAGUUACUCAAAAUAAUCAGAAUGUGACAGUAACAAUAGGAAAAAAUUACUCUUCAUCCGAAUGCAUUUACAUGGAUUAUAAUGCCACAACGCCUGUGGAUGCUGAGGUUAUCCAAACUGUUCUUGAAGCCAUGCAGGAAGCAUGGGGGAAUCCCAGCAGUUCUUAUACUCCAGGUAAGAAAGCCAAAGAGCUGAUAGAUUGGUCAAGACAGAGUGUGGCUCAAAUGGUUGGAGGUCGGCCAGAAGAUAUCGUUUUCACCUCUGGUGGAACUGAGGCUAACAAUCUAGUCUUUCAUACGGCAAUCAACUACUAUUGGGACCACCAACGCCAGCUGACGUGCAGCCAUAGUAGUACAAAGACUGACUGGAUGGCUAGGCCAUUACCUCACAUCAUUACAUCAAACAUUGAGCAUGAUUCAGUGCAACUUGCAGUGGACAAUCUGAUCAAGGAGGAGAAAGCAGAAGCUACAUUUUUACCUGUUUCCAAGGCAACUGGAUGUGUUGAAGUGGAUGAUCUAAUAGCUGCUGUCAGGCCGACUACCUGCCUUGUUUCUGUUAUGCUUGCUAACAACGAGACAGGAAUUCUGAUGCCCAUUGCAAAGAUUUGUGAACAAGUGAAAUCUCUGAAUCAACAAAGAGGCCCAGAAACACCCCGAAUUUUGCUGCACACAGAUGCAGCGCAGGCAAUCGGCAAGCUGCGGGUCGAUGUGUUGGAUCUUGGUGUGGAUUAUCUCACAAUCGUAGGACACAAGUUCUACGGCCCACGGAUCGGAGCCCUGUAUGUAACGGGGCCAGGCACAAGCUCACCUUUGUACCCGAUGUUCUUUGGUGGUGGCCAAGAAAGGAAAUUCAGGCCAGGUACAGAAAACACACCAAUGAUCGCAGGACUUGGGAAGGCUGCUGAAUUGGUAGUCAGGAAUCUCGAGGCAUAUGCCAGUCAUAUGCAAGAAGUGAGGGAUUAUCUGGAAGAGAAACUGUUGAUUGUCUUUGGGAAGGAUAGACUUCAUUUCAACAGCCACUUUGAGGGGUCAGAGAGAUUGCCUAACACCUGCAACUUGUCUAUUUUGGGGCCUAACCUGCAAGGUCAGAAAGUGCUAUUACAUUGUCGAAGGCUGUUGGCUAGUGUUGGAGCUGCUUGCCAUUCAGACAAAGGCAAUAGGCCCUCUCAUAUUUUGCUAAACAGUGGCAUUCCAUAUCAGGUGGCAGAGAACGCACUUCGUUUGAGCGUGGGACGUGCAACAUCAAAGGAGGAUGUAGAUGCCAUCAUAGAAGACCUGAAGCAAGCUGUUAGUGAAAUUGAAGGGUGUGCUUCACAGUCUGGGAAAUAGGACACAGUCAUGAACUUAUCACUGCCAACAGAAAUCCAGGGAUAGAACAUAGGAAUAAUGAAAGAGGCCUGGGAUUUCUGCUAAGUUGGGAUAAUUUUUUUUCAAAGUCUUUCGAAAUUACAUUUCCACAAUCCUUUGUGCUGGCUUUUAAAACAUCAUUUCUAGAAACCUACCUCGGCAACAUAACAGUUGUACUUGUGGAUUGAAAUAAUGACCAAUGUGUAUAUAUUUAAAAAGGCAGGUAAAAUUAAGCCUGUCUAUACAAAGGAAUUAAUAGGCAAAAUUUAAAUUAGUUUUUAAUUUGCCAAGGGACUGACUAUUGUGCACCAGUACUCUGCAUUUUAUGUUAGAUGUAUUUUUCAUGAUGAACUCAUUCAGUCAAAAGCAAUAAAAUAUAUAUCACUGUGAUAAAUAUUUUCAUGUUGUUUUGGACUGAAUAUGGCAACAGCCUUUAUCAAGGGACUUCUUAUCUUAUUUUUUUACUCCCUCCCUAUUGCAACUCCAAUUAUUUUCAGUCAGACUUUCUAUCCACUAAUUCUGAUGAGAGGUAAACUGCAGUAGUUUCAAUUCAAGUGGCUUAGCAGGUAUUGAGUGUUUUUAGCAUCUGAUUCCACCUGACCAAACUGAUUCAAACCGAAGUAUUCAUUAUUAUAGUGGCUUGGAAGUUAUGGACUCUUGUUAUUUAUAGUGACCUCUAGUCUUCAGACAAAAGUGUCCUAAAAAACUAUUAUUUUAAAACUGUAUCUUUCCCAUGUUUUUCCAUCUAAGAUCAUGUAUUUAUGGAUACUUGCUUGAUGGUGUGAAUGAAAUUCUUGCUUUCCUCUUGAUCCAACAUGCCAACUGCAAAAGUCAGUAAAAGCCUUAAAGAAGUUGAUUCAAGGCUAAUAGUUCAUCUAUCUACCAGUAAUUCAAUACAGUAAUAAACAAAAAUUUAUACGCACCAUUAUUUCUUAACAGCAAUAAGUUAACUUAGAGGGAUUUCAUGUUGACCCUUGCCUAAUGGUAUCAGAAGCAAUUUUCUUUGAAUACCUUAGACACCAUACAUAGCCUCAAAUAGUCAAAACAAAGUCAGCCUGAUAUGCCUGUUCACAAAUGUCUAAAGCCAAACUGACAGCACUACCAUCCUCCCAGGCAAAUGCAUAAUUGCAUCAGUAAGCCAAAUCUACAGGGAGGAGUUCAAAACCAAAUCAGCUAGUUAAUCCCCUCAAUUCUUUUCUCAAAUAUUCCUUAAGUUUAUUGGGGUUAUGCUGUCAAGUAACACCUCAGCAACAGUUUGGAUCUUAUCAUAAUCACUUGCUUCUGGAUCUUAUUGCAGCCUUGGUCUAAUAAUGGACAAUAAACUAAAUUCAAGAGCUGAGGUGAGAGAAUCUGCCCUCAAUAUCAAGGCAUCAUUUGAUGCAGUGUGGCAGCAAGGAGCCCUGGUAAAAUUGAAAUCAGUAGGGAUUUAGGAAAAAGAACUUCCCAUUGUCUGAUGUCAUACCUACCACAAAGAAUUAUGGUUAUGAUUGUUAGAAACCCACUGUCUUAAUUGCUUCAUCCAUGGCCCUUGCUCAAAAUAAGGUCAGCAGUGAGAUUGUUGAUUGAGCUCUCAACAUCGGCUUUUAUUCACAGCUCCUUAUGAGAAAAAACGUCGGCUUGUAGCAAGAGUGGCUCAGUGGUUAGCACUGCUGACUCAUAGGGCAAGGGACCUAGGUUCAACUUCACUGUCAGGCAAUUGUGUGGAGUUUGCAUGUCUUCCCUGUGUUUGCAUGGGUUUCCUUCUACAGUGCAAAGAUGGUUAGGUGGCUUAGCCAUGCUAAAUUAUCCAUUGUGUCCAGGCACGUGCAGGUUAAAGAGGUUAGCAAUGGUAAAUGCAGGGUUACAGGGAUAGGGUGUGGAUGGUCUUUGGAGGUGUCGCGGGAACUUGAUGAUCCAAAUGGCAUACUUCCAUUGUGGGUAUUCUCUGAUUCUAGAAGCUGGACAAUGCCCAGCCUCGGGCUGAAAAGUCACAGCUAAUUGCUCAAAAGAAACCAAACCUUGAUCAUACCAUCUUUACAAUCCACCACCCCAUCUUCGAGCUCCCUUACCUUCCAAAGUCCAUAAAUAUUCUGUCAUCUUCAAAAUACAUACACAAAUUUCCUGGGCCUGCAUAUCUGAAUACCUUGCCUCAGGUUUCCAGCCCUGUCACAGUACUACAGCUCUUAACAAAUUUUGAAAUUACAUUGUACAUGACAGUGACUAAGGUCAGCUUUCCCUACUUGAUCUUUCUGACCUUUCUGCAGCCUGACUGUUGACCACACCAUUUCCCUCUAACGUCACCCCAGUGUCAUUGUGCUUGAUGGGACUGUUGUCCCAAGGGGUUUCAAUUUAGUCUUUCGAAUUGUAUUCCCAGCUUCCCAGUUAAGCAAGAUUUUGAUUUUAAAACUCGUCAAAUUGUGCUUGUGUUACACUUGAUCAAAAUUUGUUGAGAUAAAGGUUCAACACAUUUAAUGAUCAUAAGCCACCUCAUAUGUUGAUAUAGAAUAUGAAACCAUAACAUUUCUGUUGAAGACAUCCCAAAGUGAGAUGAAUUGUGAUGUAUGUUCAGAGAGGAACAUUGGCCAGGACAUCAGGUUAGUGACCCAGCCCUAUAAAAAGUAGCCAGCAUAAUGUCACAUCAGGAGGCUGUGACUUUUGACACUGCAGCACUCCCUCAUUGCUGUCCUGGAGUAUCAACCUAACAAAUCUGAAGGAUGGAUGAGCGAAAAAGAAAAUAAGCUGUUUAUGGCUCAAAUUAUACAAUAUACCUAAAUGUGUAAUUGAUGGCUUGUUUAAUGAGCUGACAAUGAAGUUUUACAUAGCAAUUCAAAAAUUAAUUCAAGAAAAUAGCACAAAUUUGUUUAUUCAUUAGAUAUCUGAAUAUGAUCCAUUGAAUUUUACACUGUAAUGUAUUAAAUCCAUGCAACACGCUUGUUAUAGUUCAUAUAUUGAGGUCUCCCAUCUCUGUAAUACCUCAAUUUUUCAGAGUAUCCAAAAAGCAGUCUCGACAAUAAAGCCCCCUUCUCAUUUCAGUCACAUAACUGCAGUGACUUCACUAAACUGAUUGGAAGGGUGAGAUUUUGACAUUUUAA
Messenger RNA from Stegostoma tigrinum, 6130 nucleotides. RefSeq names its product selenocysteine lyase (gene scly). The transcript has 13 exons. The coding region runs from base 1599 to 3041 and encodes 480 amino acids. NCBI's taxonomy places the organism in Eukaryota, Metazoa, Chordata, Chondrichthyes, Orectolobiformes, Stegostomatidae. The record is from RefSeq and is a predicted model, not a curated record.